Sorghum bicolor (sorghum) is the source of this 1450-nucleotide messenger RNA. Its product is annotated as pathogenesis-related protein PRMS. Bases 139 to 948 code for a protein of 269 amino acids. The record is from RefSeq and is a predicted model, not a curated record. The transcript has a single exon. Lineage: Eukaryota; Viridiplantae; Streptophyta; Magnoliopsida; Poales; Poaceae.
AGGGCCAGUACUGCUCCCCGCCGGCCGGUGACCCUCGCGCCGCGCUGUCCCGUCACGCCGGAUCGGACCCCCCUCCUUCCCAACUCCGACGUUGGCAAGAGAGGAGGGCGUUCAAUUCCUAGCGCCUAAUUAACCAGCAUGGCGCGCCGCCUGGUGGUGCUGCGCAUGGCAGUAGUGCUGCUUCUCGCCGUGGCCGUCGUCCUCUCCAACGUGGCCUCCACCGCCAUGGCCUCCUCGUCACUGCCGACGAGCGGCGGCGGCGGCGGCGGCGGCGGCGGCGAGCAGGAAGCCCCGUCGCCGCCGUCUCCGUCGGAAGGUGGCGACGACGGCGACGACAAGGAGCAGCAGGAGCAGGAGAUGGACAAGGAGAAGCAGAAGCAGAAGGAGAAGGAGCGGCAGGUGGCGGCGCAGAAGGCGGCGCAGGAGGAGAAGGCCGCCCAGCAGGAGCUGCUCAAGUACGCGCAGGCGAAGCACCUGGUGGCGUCGACCAAGGGGUCAGGGUCGUACAAGGGCAUCGCCCGUGAGUUCUUGGACGGGCACAACCAGCUGCGCGCGCGCUACGGCGUGGCGCCCGUGAAGUGGGACAGGAAGCUGGCGCGGCAGGCGCGGCGCUGGUCCAACACCAGGCGCAAGGACUGCCAGCUGAAGCACAGCGGGGACAAGGGGCAGAGCGUGUUCAGGAGCCACGACGACUGGAACGCCACCGCCACGGACGCCAUCCAAGAGUGGAGCAAGGAGGAGGCCGUCUACGACAAGCAAAGGGAAAAAUGCCUCGGCGGCAGGACCUACAUGGAGUGCGGCCACUUCGCGCUCAUGGUCACAAAGAGGACCGCCAAGGUCGGCUGCGCACGCGCAGAGUGCUACCAGGGCGGCGUCUUCAUCACAUGCAACUACGCCGCCGCAGCCGACACUGGUACCAAGGACAAGAAAAAGAGCAGCAGCAAAUAAUAAAUCAUCUAUUACUUAAUUGUGCCUGAUCGAUCGAGCCUCACUCACACCACGUACAUACCCACCUAUCGCAUUGCAUUGCAUUGUAUUCUACGUACGUGUUUGUAUCGUCUCUGUAACACCCACCCACCCACCCACCUAAUAUAAGUACGUACCAACUCGAUCAACCCCCUCCAUCACCUACAUAUAUACUCUUUCCACAUCCACCACCCACCCGUGUAUGUACUAUUUUAUAUAUAAUAUACAUGUAUGUAUGUACUGUAGUUGCUAACUCAUUACUAAGGCCGGGAUUCAUUGGAUUAACUAACUACUAAGCUUAAAACCUGCUGCAACUGAUGUCUUCUUGCCUGCCGCCGUACCUCUGACUCCGAGGUUGAAGAUGAUGAAGACGACGAGAGGAUCCUAGCUCCUCCCAGUCUUUUUUUUUUCUAUUUAUUUCCUUCUUCCAAUUUUGAGCCAUGUUGUAUCUACGAGUACAGCAAAUUGAGUUCAGUUCAGACGA